Molecule: messenger RNA, 1528 nt
Organism: Saitoella complicata NRRL Y-17804
Lineage: Eukaryota; Fungi; Ascomycota; Saitoellomycetes; Saitoellales; Saitoellaceae
Product: integral membrane protein-like protein
Exons: 1
Coding region: 37-1440 (467 amino acids)
Source: RefSeq, a predicted model, not a curated record
UGACAAAAGAAAGGGAGUUAGGGAGUUCUUUAAACGAUGUUAAGGACUUUAUUAUCAACCAGCACGGCUGCUGUAGUCUUGCUGGGCUUCGCUCCCCUCGCCGUAGCCCACGAACACCACACAGAAGCCAUCCCAGAAAACGCCUACGUCUCCAACGACCCCAUCGACACAAUCCUAUGGCUCCACAUCGCCUGCAUGACACUCGCCUUCGGCAUCUUCUUCCCAACAGGAAUGGUCCUCGGCCUCACCCGCUCCCGCUGGCACGUCCCACUACAAUCCCUCGGCGCAGUACUCGCCGUGGUAGGAUACUUCUUAGCACACCACCACAAAGGCCGUGAAUUCAAAUCAAACAUCCACGCAAAAUUCGCGCCGUUCGUCAUGUUCUUCCUGCUCGGACAAGUCGUCAUAGGCAUUUACCUCAAACUCCACCUCGAAAAACGUUCCACCCUCCACGACCGUCUCCGCACCUCCAUCGUCUUCAUCCACGGCCUCAUCGGCAAAAUCUUCCCCAUCAUCUCCUGGAUCCAAAUCGGCUUCGGCGCACUCGCAGGUCUCGGAUUCUGCCGCGAAGAUCAUCUGGGACAAUGUCUCGCACACGGCAUCAUGGGCUCCUCCUUCAUCGCCUACGGCGCCGUCAUGUCCAUCAUGCUCCUCGUCGGGCAACCCCUCCUCGCCCGCACCAACCGCUCCCAAGAAUUCUUCGAUUCCGCAGUCAUUGGAGCGUGGGGCUGUGUCAACACCUUCACUGAGCACAGGUGGGGACAAGAGUGGAAUCAUGGUGACUACCAACAUACGAGUAUGGGUAUCAUAUGGUGGUGUGCAGGAAUCCUCGGCGUUCUACUCUCCCGCCGCGGUGGAAAACCCACGCGGAAUAUCAUUCCGGGCCUCGUCAUCUUCCUCACCGGCUGGGCGAUGUCCUCACACGUCCAACACCUCGAAGUCUCCUCAAAACUCCACGCCACGUUCGGGUACACCCUCAUGGCUGCCGGACUCGCCCGUAUUAUCGAGGUCGCAUUCCUCCUCAGAGACGAGUCCACAGUACUUGAGGGUGAGGUUAACAGCUUUCAAUAUUUGCCACCUUUUUUGCUGGUCGCAAGCGGAAUUCUCUUUAUGGGCGCAAACGAGGAACAAAUGGCAUACCUCAACGCCGUGGGGAUCGAAGCAACGUCAUACACCCUCGUUCUAUACUCCGCCGCGUUCCUCAUUUUCUCGUUCAUCAUCUGCCUCAUCAACCUCUGGUCCACCUCUGGCCGGAACGCGGAGGCGGCGAAGAAGGCGAACGGGAAUGGGGUCGCUGGAAAUGGGCAUGUAAGGGAUGUGGAGGCGGAGCGGAGAGCGAGGGAGGCGGAGGAGUAUGAGCUCGGGGCUCUGCUACAUGAUGAUGAUGACGAGGGAGAUGAAGAGGAGAGACACAAGAGGACUGCCAAUGGCGUUGCAUGAUACCGCUACCAAAACUUAUCGUUUUUCGUAGCUUCAGGAUAUCUUGAUACCAAAUGUCUUUCAUCCUGCCUGUGAAAAUCAGACUCCU